This is a messenger RNA of Aureobasidium subglaciale EXF-2481, 570 nucleotides long. RefSeq lists its product as uncharacterized. The coding region runs from base 1 to 570 and encodes 189 amino acids. NCBI's taxonomy places the organism in Eukaryota, Fungi, Ascomycota, Dothideomycetes, Dothideales, Saccotheciaceae. The transcript has a single exon. The record is from RefSeq and is a predicted model, not a curated record.
AUGUCGAGGCUCUUAGGCCUGUCCUUUCUCUUCUGCCUCGGACUUCCCUUUGCCCUGUUCGCUCUCUUCACCACCACUCUGGCACUGGGCACUCUCCUAUUACGACUACUCUUUGUGUACUUCGAUCUGUUUCUCGCCAUAUUGAACGGCGCCAUAGUUCCGUCAUCUCCUCCAACGCCUCUCGCAUCUCCGAGUGCCGUCCUCCCGACGCGACGCAAGAAGCACAACACACCACCCACGCCGUCAGCGGCGCUGCGGAAGACCCCUUCGUUCGCAAGUCUUGUUGGUAGCGGAACGGACAGAGACUUUGAAGGAGUCGGGGGGUGGAGAUUCCCGGAGAGUGCAGACGAAGAAGCCGUCUGGAUGAACAUAAAUCGACAUCUUGAAUUACCCGCUUCGCCAGCUGCCACGAGAAAACACAGGAGGACAGGGACAGGCAAUGGGGCACAGAGUCCGAUGGUGGCCAGGACAAUGGCCCGGACUCCAGGGAGUGCAAGUCCAGAAGGCUACUUCAAUAUCAGGGUCGAGAGUAGGGACGAUUUGGGCAUGACUUCUAGAGGCAACGCGUGA